GUCAAUUCCGUGUAAAAAACGGGCCCUUAAUAUAUUUAUGAAAAUAUUAUUGGUCGAACAUUUAAAGUGAACCAAACAAUACCUUUUCUCCCAAAAGAAAAGGGUAUCCCGCUGAGCCGCUGCAGAAGAGUCGACGGCAAAUCAAGAGAAUGGGAGCGGAAGCAGAAGGCGGCGGCGGACAGCAACUAGAACCCAACCCGGCGGAAUCAGUCCCAAAUCCGAAUCGCAUAACGACCGAUCAGUUCCUCUCCUGGAAACGCCAAAAGGAAGCCGAUGCGUCUGUGAAGAAGACAGAAGCGGAGCGGAAGAGGGCGGAGGACAUAGACGCCGGAUUGGUGCAGAUGAACGGCCGGGAGCUUUUCGCUCGCCAGCCAUGGGUCUUUAACAAUGACAUCUAUUGACCCUUUCACUUUGCCUUCUUUCAAUUCAUUGUGCUUUUGCAAUGCCAUUGUAAUUUUCAUUGAAAACUCAUCUUAAACUAAACUCAUUGAAUUCUUUACCAUAUCUCUUUUCUUCUAAAGCUCUUCUCUUUCCCUUUGUAUUUUUUUGGGAUCCAAAAGACCCCAAACUCACACUGAAAGAAAAUAGCAUGGAGUAU
Cuscuta campestris is the source of this 598-nucleotide messenger RNA. NCBI's taxonomy places the organism in Eukaryota, Viridiplantae, Streptophyta, Magnoliopsida, Solanales, Convolvulaceae. The record is from the annotation of a GenBank genome assembly.